Messenger RNA from Myripristis murdjan (pinecone soldierfish), 2746 nucleotides. RefSeq names its product MTCL family member 3 (gene mtcl3). The record is from RefSeq and is a predicted model, not a curated record. NCBI's taxonomy places the organism in Eukaryota, Metazoa, Chordata, Actinopteri, Holocentriformes, Holocentridae. Bases 1 to 2556 code for a protein of 851 amino acids. The transcript is spliced from 10 exons. Gene Ontology annotation, biological process: regulation of autophagy.
AUGAACCCAUCCUCUGCCGACUCGCCGCGGCAGCCAGACAAUAGCAGCCGGAAACAGCAGCAGCAUCGGGCCUCGUCUCCGGCCGGCCUCAAAGACGGCGGAUCUAAGGCUUCACAGAAGGGCAGCAACUCGUCAAAGCCCAUCACGUCAAAGCAAGGGGGAGGUGGGGGAGGAGGGGGAGGGAGAAGUAGCCGAGGUCAUUCUCCCGUCUCCACAGCUACAGGCAGAGACAGGCAGGCCGGCGGGGCUUCAGCCUUGAGAGGUGCGGCUGCUGUCCAGGCUGCUGGUGCUGAAAGCCCGACGCUGAGCAGGGCGACGGCGGCGGAGCGGGGCGGCGGCCAGACAUCCGACGACUCCUCCCGCUCGGUUUCAGACGCCUCGCCGCCCUCAAGAGCAGAGCAGAGCCGCGUCGUCUCCGACCAGCCGUGCGCUUCUAAAUCCCCCAAACUGAGGACCAAAAACCCAAAAGGAGGAGAGGCCGCCGCGGCGACAAGCGGCGGCAAGAAGAGCUCCAAAAGCACAGUAGGCUGCGGACCCGGCUUCUGGAAAGAGGGAUGCUUGCAGUCCGAGCUGAUACAGUUUCACUUGAAUAAGAGCCUGGGGAAGAAAGGGACAAAGAUGCAGGCCAAAUCAGCAUCCCCGCCGUCCUCGGAGCCGGAGCUGUCCCCGGAGCCCGGUAGUCCACAGCCGACUCCCCAGCCAGACCAGAGGCUGCAGGAAGAGAUUGAGAAGCUGGAGGACGAAAACGAGGACCUAAAGAAUGAAAUCGAAGAGAUGCGAGCAGAGAUGGAUGAGAUGCGGGACACCUUCUAUGAGGAGGAUGCCUGCCAGCUGCAGGACAUGCGCAGAGAGCUGGAGAGAGCCAACAAGAACUGUCGGAUCCUCCAGUACCGGCUGAGGAAGGCGGAGAGGAAGAGGCUCAGGUUCGCAGAAACUGGCGAGGUGGAUGGAGAGCUGCUCAGGAGCCUGGAGCAAGACCUGAAGGUGGCAAAGGAUGUGUCUGUGCGUUUGCACCACGAGUUGGAGAACGUGGAGGAGAAGAGGACAAAGACAGAGGAGGAGAAUGAGAAGCUGAGGCAGCAGCUGAUAGAGGUGGAGGUCACCAAGCAGGCGCUGCAGAAUGAGCUGGAGAAAGCCAAAGAGCUCUCACUGAAAAGAAAAGGAAGUAAGGAUGGGCAGAAAGCAGAAAGAAAGACACCACAGACGCCAAUUGAGGAGGAAAAUGAGGACCUGAAAUGCCAGCUUGCCUUCAUCAAAGAGGAAGCCAUCUUAAUGAGGAAGAAGAUGGCCAAGAUUGACAAGGAGAAGGACCGUCUGGAGCAGGAGCUGCAGAAGUACCGUUCCUUCUACGGGGAUGUGGACAGCCCUCUGCCUAAAGGGGAGGCCGGCGGGCCUCCCACCACCCGCGAGUCUGAGCUGAAACUCCGCUUACGUCUGGUGGAGGAGGAGGCCAACAUCCUGGGGAGGAAGAUUGUGGAGCUGGAGGUGGAGAACAGAGGGCUGAAGGCCGAGCUGGACGACAUGAGGGAGGACAGCUUGGCGGCAGCAGGCGUGGAUGGUUCUGGCAGUGGAGGUCAUCAGUCCAGGGAGCAGGGGGAGGCCCUGUCAGAGCUGAGGCAGCAGCUCCAGCUGGUGGAGGACGAGGCAGAGCUUCUCCGCAGGAAUUUGGCUGAUGUGGAGGAGGAGAAUAAAAAGGUGACUAGUGAGCUUAACAAGCUGAAAUACAAGGCUGGAUCCCAUGAAGCUGGGUCAAGACACGGAGGAGGAGGAGGAGCUGACCCUGCUAAAGUGGAGGCCCUCCAGGAGGAGCUGAAGGCGGCGCGUCUGCAGAUCAAUGAGCUGAGUGGCAAAGUGAUGCAGCUUCAGUACGAGAAUCGUGUGCUGCUUUCCAACAUGCAGCGCUAUGACCUGGCCUCCCACCUGGGGAUCCGCGGCAGCCCGCGAGACAGCGACGCCGAAAGCGAUGGAGGACGGGAUGACGACACGCCCUCGGCCUCGGCCUCCUCCCCUCGCCUCCUCCCACCCCACCGCAAGCGUGAGGGCCCCAUUGGAGGUGAGAGUGACUCCGAUGAGGUCAGGAACAUCCGGUGCCUCACCCCGACACGCUCCCUCUACUCUCCUGUGGACAGCCGUUUUUUAUCCCGAAGCCUGAAGGACCGGCAGCAGAUGAUCGACAUCCGCAUCGAGGCAGAGAGGCUGGGCCGGACCAUCGACAGGCUCAUCGCUGACACCAGCACCAUUAUCGCCGAGGCCCGUGUCUACGUCACCAACGGGGAGCUGUUUGCCCGGCUUGAUGAAGAUGAGGAAGGGGGCAGGAUCAGGGAGCAUGAGCUGCUGUACCGUAUCAACGCCCAGAUGAAAGCCUUCAGGAAGGAGCUGCAGAGCUUCAUCGACCGGCUGGAUGUUCCCAAGCCGGAGGACAAAAAUGCAGAGGAACCACUGUCUAUGUUUCAGCCCAUUAUUUUGCUGAUCCUCAUUCUUGUUCUGUUUUCCUCACUCUCUUAUGCCACCAUUUUUAAAUUGGUAUUCCUUUUCACCCUCUUCUUUGUCCUGUAAAGCACAUUAACGAUAGCAUAUUAUGUACACCUUUAUUUUCUUUUGUUUUAACUUAUUCAUUCAUUUCCGAUUUUUGUUAUGUUGAACGCAUAUCACAUAAGGUCACUCAAGGUACAGGACACGUUUCAUUUUCCACGUUUGACCCAAGACACUCAUCUACUCAGACGCUUUCCACUUUUUCUGUAUUGGA